CGUCCUCGAGUCCGCCCGGCUCACGACCGUGGCGGGACAGGUCCGGUAAUUCGAGUGCGAAUUAACAACAACGAUCCUCCCAUUCUCAACGUUCCUCUGGAACACUCACACGACUGCUCACAGUCACUAGACCACAUCUGUAAAAGCCGACACAACCACACCACUGCACCCGUACUUUUAUCGCCACCACGAACCAUGUCCCAAGUAGAAAUUCUUCGCCCGAUAAACCCCGUAGAUUACGACCUUUCACGUACCAGUUCCCAUUCCAACACUACGAGAUGGGUUACGACCACCGCUCUCGUCAACGACAUUGUAUCUUCUAGCCCCCUUCAUCUGACCACUGAAAACGGAAGUCUGGAUGAUCAUCUGUUUCCAGACCUUCCACCACUCCAUCACGGCCACCCUGAACUUCACCUUCGUAAUGGGGUCAUCAACGCCUCUCAGCUGGCUGCCCAAAACGUGCCUGAUGCUGAAAAAGCCUUCUUCGUUGGUGACCUAAGCCAGGUAUACAGACAACACCAAAGAUGGCGGUCCUGUCUUCCUGAAAUUCAGCCCUUCUACGCGAUCAAAUGCAACCCAGAUCCGUAUGUUCUGCGUCUCCUGGCCGCUUUAGGCACAGGAUUUGAUUGCGCCUCCAACGGGGAAAUCAGCCAAGUCCUCGCCAUCGGAGGGAUUGAUCCGUCCCGUAUCGUCUUCGCGAAUCCUUGCAAGGCCGUCUCGUUCGUACGAAACGCAGGAAAAGUCGGCGUCGAUAUGAUGACGUUCGACAACGCCGACGAGCUUCACAAAGUGGCGCGCGCCCACCCUCGCGCCAAGCUCAUCAUCCGUAUCCUCGCAGAUGAUUCGAAGAGUAUUUGUGCCUUUGGUGUCAAAUUCGGCGCGCCCCUCGCGAAUGUGCCUGGGCUCUUGGCGAAGGCUAAAGAGCUUAACCUCAAUGUCGUGGGGGUGAGCUUCCAUGUUGGGAGUGGUUGCUAUGACCCUUCCGCUUACACUGACGCUAUCAUGCGCUCUCGCGCGGUCUUUGACAUGGGCAAGGAAGCUGGGUAUACUUUCAACCUCCUCGACGUGGGUGGAGGUUUUGAGGAUGCCCUUUUCGAGCAAGCAGCCCUGUAUCUGACUGAGGCGAUUGACCAGUACUUCCCUGAUCGUAGGGACCUUAAAAUCAUUGCGGAACCCGGACGGUUCUACGUAUCCAGGGCGUUCAGUCUUGCGACGAACAUAAUUGCUCGGCGCGCACCGUUCCCUGCGGACGGUGUCGCUGCUACUGCCGCGCAAGGUGGCGAUUCGUCCCAGGAACCCUCUGUUAUGUAUUACAUCAACGAUGGCGUAUACGGUGCCUUCAACUGCAUCAUGUUUGACCACCAGACGGUAGACCCAUAUGUACUGUCUAUGGGCGGUUCAUUCCAUGUUCCGCCUAACGAGCCGCAGUCGAUGAGCAGCGUAUGGGGUCCGACGUGCGAUUCAAUUGAUCGUAUCUGCACGUCGACUAUGCUCCCUGAUGCCCUCCAAGUGGGCGAUUGGCUCGCCUUCGAUAAUAUGGGUGCCUACACCAUUUGUGCGGCGAGCCAGUUUAACGGUUUCGAGACUAGUCACGUCGUGUAUACGACGGGCGGUCCGGGUGGUUUGGAAGUGCGCCGAGCUCUCGCGGCGUUUGCUAUGAGCUUAGAAUGAAGGACAGACAGACAGACGAUCAUAUAUUUCUUUUGAUAUCCUGAUAUCCAUCUUACAUUAACAAGACUCAGUGAUCCCUAUGUAACGAAAGUGGCACCAUCUAGACUCGUGAACAGAUUAUUUCAAUGAUGUGCGAACGAUUGCCUACACCCGUUUACUGAACAUCUUUUGAGAAUGUACGUUAGGUCAGCGGUUGCUGUUUAGCCGCAAUUCAGAAAUAUGAAGUAUCCAUUCUACUGGUCCGGCUCAGUUAGCGGAUAUGCAGUCGGCAAUAACGCUAACGGUACCCCGCACAUGCCAUGAUAAACUCACUUGUCAUGCUUCUGUCCACUUUUUCACUCUUGGGUGGGUCGAGACUCACAAGACCUGAAAGCAAGGCGAACAAGGCCACCCCAGUGGA
Messenger RNA from Desarmillaria tabescens, 2071 nucleotides. RefSeq names its product ornithine decarboxylase. The record is from RefSeq and is a predicted model, not a curated record. The transcript is spliced from 3 exons. The coding region runs from base 196 to 1671 and encodes 491 amino acids. Gene Ontology annotation, cellular component: cytoplasm. Gene Ontology annotation, molecular function: ornithine decarboxylase activity. Lineage: Eukaryota; Fungi; Basidiomycota; Agaricomycetes; Agaricales; Physalacriaceae.